Molecule: messenger RNA, 6099 nt
Organism: Anguilla rostrata (American eel)
Lineage: Eukaryota; Metazoa; Chordata; Actinopteri; Anguilliformes; Anguillidae
Gene: fzd5
Product: frizzled class receptor 5
Exons: 2
Coding region: 969-2753 (594 amino acids)
Biological process (GO): canonical Wnt signaling pathway; non-canonical Wnt signaling pathway
Cellular component (GO): plasma membrane
Molecular function (GO): Wnt-protein binding; Wnt receptor activity
Source: RefSeq, a predicted model, not a curated record
ACGUUUUAAAUUGCAGCCGUUUGUUGCGCACAAACCGCCAGCCGAUAAGACAGGGUGAAAAGGGGGUAGAUGCGAGAGGGCAUGAUUACGCGAUUUCGGCCUUAUGACACCUGUUUCCUAGCUCCCGGGCACCAGGGUAACAGGAAAAUAAACUGUGCGAUACGUCUUUUAUUCAACCCGGGGAUCCCAUUGGCGAGGACGCCGCUGGGAGGGCGCGGUAUGAGAGGCAGUGCGCAGGCAGGGCGUUCAUAUCUCAAGGAGCUUUGGUCAAUGGUCCUGAAUUGGAGGGGCCGGGAUUUUGAACGAGGUGGGCGUGCUGCCCGUCUUGUAGCGGGUGGGGUUUAUUCUACUUCGUUGGAGCUCAGCAGAGCAGAGUUUUUUUGCUCGUAUUCCGGAGGCUGAGCUGCGUGCUACCGGCAGCGUUAGCGAACACAACUUGGAACUAGUUUCAUAAAUAGUUUUUAAAUAAAUAAAUAAAAACGCCGCGGAAACGCAACAGGUUAAGCGCGUUCUCGAGGAAUACAGAAACGCAACGGAGUACGGUCGGAUUACUAAAUUUGGGAAAGAGAAUCGAAUAAGGGGGAUGUCUUGUGGCACCUGAAACCUGUUUUCUUUUAAGAACUCAAUGUGCGGACGCACUUUGUACGACCCCGGCGCUUAAGGCUGAAGAAUUACUCUGAUUCCUCGGGUAGAUUUGGCUGACGGCAUGGGAGCACUUACCGGAGAUUUUUCUCGAAGAAAAAAUAAUCACAGAACACAUUUUUGAUCGUAAAAUCUAUUUUUUUGUGGAGUUGUUUGUCGGGGACAGUGAACACAUUUUUCCUUUGGCUAAGCUGUGGCGACUUCACCUGUCAUGUGGAAUAUACAAGGCACGGAGAAGGAAAAUGUUUGAAAAAGUUUUUACCCUUCAUAGUUGAUUUCUGAAAUACCGAAAAGGAAAUUAAUUUUUCUCCUGUUUAUUUUACAGAAUGGUGAAUUAUUUACACGUUAACCUCGGACGAGUCAGUAUGGCCGGCCCGGUGAAGCCGCCUCUGCGCGGCGUCGUCAGUUGGCUGCUGGUGCUGCUGCUCUCGCGGCUGCCGCGGCUCGCGCUCGCCGCCUCCAAGGACAUAGUGUGCGAGCCCAUCACCGUGCCCAUGUGCAAGGGCAUCGGCUACAACCUCACCUACAUGCCCAACCAGUUCAACCACGACACGCAGGACGAGGUGGGGCUGGAGGUGCACCAGUUCUGGCCGCUGGUGCGCAUACACUGCUCCCCGGACCUGCUCUUCUUCCUCUGCAGCAUGUACACCCCCAUCUGCCUGCCCGACUACAAGAAGCCGCUGCCCCCCUGCCGCUCGGUGUGCGAGCGGGCGAAGCGCGGCUGCUCGCCCCUCAUGAGCCAGUACGGGUUCGAGUGGCCCGAGCGCAUGAACUGCGAGCGGCUGCCGUUGCUGGGCAACACGGAGAACCUGUGCAUGGACCAGAACACCAGCGAGAGCACCACCCUCUCGCCCCUCUUCCAGAAGCCCACCCCGAAGGGCCCCUCGGUCCGCCACCGGCCCCCGUCCCCGUCGGGCUGCGUGCAGGAGUGCCGCUGCCGGGACCCCCUGGUGCCGGUCCAGGAGCCGUCCCACCCGCUGUACGGCCGGGUGCGGGCGGGCCCCCUGCCCAACUGCGCCCUGCCCUGCCACCAGCCCUACUUCUCGCCGGACGAGCGCGCCUUCACCGCCUUCUGGGUGGGGCUGUGGUCGGUGCUGUGCUUCGUCUCCACCCUCACCACCGUGGCCACCUUCCUCAUCGACAUGGAGCGCUUCCGGUACCCCGAGCGGCCCAUCAUCUUCCUGGCGGCGUGCUACCUCUUCGUGUCGCUGGGCUACAUCGUGCGGCUGGCGGCGGGGCACGAGCGGGUGGCGUGCGGCGCCGACGGCCGCCACGUCCUGUACGACGCCACGGGCCCCGCCCUCUGCACGCUGGUCUUCCUGCUGGUCUACUUCUUCGGCAUGGCCAGCUCCAUCUGGUGGGUGGUGCUGUCCUUCACCUGGUUCCUGGCCGCCGGCAUGAAGUGGGGCAACGAGGCCAUCGCCGGCUACUCGCAGUACUUCCACCUGGCCGCCUGGCUGGUGCCCAGCGUCAAGUCGGUGGCGGUGCUGGCGCUCAGCGCGGUGGACGGCGACCCCGUGGCGGGCAUCUGCUACGUGGGCAACCAGAGCCUGGAGAACCUGCGCGGCUUCGUGCUGGCGCCGCUGGUGGUCUACCUCUUCACCGGCUCGCUCUUCCUCCUGGCGGGCUUCGUCUCCCUCUUCCGCAUCCGCAGCGUGAUCAAGCAGGGCGGCACCAAGACGGACAAGCUGGAGAAGCUGAUGAUCCGCAUCGGGCUGUUCACCGUGCUCUACACGGUGCCCGCCACCGUGGUGGUGGCCUGCCUGGUGUACGAGCAGCACUACCGGCCCGGGUGGGAGAGGGCGCUGGCGUGCUCCUGCCCGUCCGAGCGGCAGCGGCUGGGGCCCGACUACGCCGUCUUCAUGCUGCGCUACUUCAUGUGCCUGGUGGUGGGCAUCACCUCCGGCGUCUGGAUCUGGUCGGGCAAGACGCUGGAGUCCUGGCGCAAGUUCGCCGCCCGCUGCUGCCCGUGCCGCGGACGCAAACCCGCGGCCGCAGCCGCCGCCGCCGCCGCCUCGGUCUACGGCGAGGCCAGCGCCGCCCUCACUGCCCGGGCGGGGACGGUCGGGACGGGGUCCUACCACAAACCCUCGCCCCCGUCGCAUGUUUGAGCGAACCCCCCCCUCCCCGGCAGUGCCCCCAUGAGGUCAGGACUGUCCCUCCAAUAGGGAAAGCACACACUGGUGACCUCUGACCUCUGACCCCUAACGACUCUUCUCAAACGGGAGGAGGGCGGGGAGGGUCUCUAAUUUAUUCCACAGGCUGUAAAUAUAAUGUUUAUAUCUGCCCCCUCCACCUGCCCCACUGAACCCCCCCCCCCCAGAGGCAGUUAUGUGGAGACCAAAACUGACUGAAGGAAAAAAAAAAAAAUGAGAAGAGAAAAGGGGGAAAGUGGACAAACUCAAACUGAUAUGAAUUACUUUUAACAAAAGAGAGAGAGAGAGAAUAUGGCCGAGUUCAUGUUUACUGUGGUACUUUUUUGAGUUUUUGCUGCUUUGGGUUGCAUCGCUUACUUCGAGAGUAGCUUCUAGAGUGAGACGGAACGUCAGGCGGAGGGAAGGAAGGAGGGCGGGGCUUCAGAAGCAGCCUCCCUGACUGACAGCUGCUGAGACACCUUGGGAAUGAGGUAAUGAUGUCAUCAAGUAACACUUCAGACUUACCUAACCCUGGGAUUUGAGGUUCAUUAUUUAUUUGCGUAUAGACUGGGGCCUAAGAGGCCCCAUAGAGAGCUUGGGUCACAGAGAUAAAAGGGUCUCAUCUCUGCAGCAGUUUCCCCAAAAACGUGUUCCCCCUACCCCCCCCUCACACCCUUGUUUUGGAUAAAGAUGGGAGCCCCAGGACCCUGGAGACAGAGCAGCCCCCCAAAGCCCUCCCCCCUGCAGUUAUCGGUCCCCCAGUGUCUCUAUCCUGUGGUAUUCCACCUGUUCCAUAUCCCAGGUAGACCAAAAACAGCCCUUUAGGGGUUAGAUGUGAUCUGUGACAACAUUACGUUUAUUUGAACCUUUUUUUUUUUUUUUUUUGCUUGCUGUGUCCGGUGAAUUAUCGUCCGAAAUCACAGAAAAGGUUGUGUGUGUGUGUGUGUGUGUGUGUGUGUGUGCGCGUGUGUGUGUGUGUGUACACACUGUUUGUCGUUACAUGUUCAGGACUACAAUGGUUGCUAAAAUCUAGAUUGUACUUCUGUAGUUGUGCAAAAAAUGUGCAGAACGGACAGGAUGGUGGGACUGGUGAUGUUAAGAAUACACUGAUGCUCUGUCCCAGAAUGCAUUGCAACCAGAACCAGAGGCAGGCGCAGGGAGUUUUCUAGAACCCCGGUGGGAAGUGCGAUCUCUGGAGCUUGCGUACGCAAAUGGAUCUGCUGUCUCUGAUUCCAAAACAGGUGUGUGUGUAUGUGCGUGUGUGUGUGUCUGAGAGAGACAGAGAGAGACAGAGAGAGAGAGAGAGAGAGUGAGCGUCAGAAUAAUAGUGUGAAUAAUUAGCAGCAGGGUCUUUUGGCUCUACUCCAGUUUUAAAGUAAUGGCCACAAGAAAGAAAACUGUACAGUGUAAAUACAAAAGAGUCCGUACUCACCUGCACUCUCCAGUAAUGACGUGCAUUCAGGCUAAAUUUUGAGCUUCUAAAUUAAAUUAGGUUUUGAUUGAUUGAAAAUGAGGUCUUUUUGAAGUGUUCGUCUUUAAUCAAGUCAUUGGUUCUCUGAUCCUGCGUGGCACUGGUACUGCUUCCUCCUGGCAUGUGCACCUAGUAUUCAGGAGAAGCAGUGUUCAGAACACAUCUGUCCCUGGCUUGGUGGCCUGGCUGUUGCAGACCCAAUCAAACUCCUAGAAAGUGCUUAAACCACCGGCUCUGUGAUCAUGUAACCAUGGUGAUUUCUCAUGGAGCACCCUGCCCUCUUGAGGCAGCUAGUUAUAAUUGCAGCCCCACCCUGCACCCGUCCUCAGAUGCUAAUUGCUUUGAGGCUUCAUGGCUUUUUGGUGGGUUUAAUACCAUUAGUGCUGGUCCCUGUGCCUAACCUCUUUACCUCCCAUUCACAACAGUUCACCUGUUAGUCUUCAAACUAGCUGUCACAAGAUGGAUCCCUUCGCAGCCAAGUUAAUGAACCAAUCCCUGCACUGCACUGUGGUCUCCUUAAAGAAGGCCUUGAUUGGUUGAGCUGUGACUCUGCGGUGCGGUACACACCGAACAUGGGGCCAUAAGGCCUGGACUUCAUCCCCAACCUGGGGGGGGGGGUGGCGUUUUGUGUUAACGGGGAUCUAAGUUCUGGACUUUGAUCCGAGAUCUUAACCGGUAGACUGAAACGCACGGAGGACAGUUUGAAGAUAAGGAUCCCAGCCUGAUUCAGAUGAAAGUCCAAGCCUGUGUUUUUUUUUUUUUUUUUUUAACUGUUGUGGAAAUUUCCUGUGCCUGUUCCACAACAACCACAUUUACAGGCUUGUGUUAAGUGUUCUGGAGAAGCUGUUAAUUGAAUGGCCAGGCUCUUUCAGAAGAGUGCAUUGUGGCACUCAGUAGUAUGGGGUCCGUGUGUGUCUGUCUGUGUGUGUGAUUUGCAGUGCAUCUCCAUUAGAAUGGAGUCGGUCAACUCUGGUUCUGAUGGGAUUACCCUGGGUGGAUACAGGUACCAGCUUUCACUGGCACCAAGGUCCAAUCCAGCAAGAGAGGCUUCAAGGGUCUGUUCACCCUCUUUGCGAGUGUGUGUGUGUGUGUGUGUGUGUAUGUAAGCGAGACUGUUAUACAUAGUAUGCAUUUAUUCGUAACCGUCCAUAACCACAACUUUGUACAACAGUGUAUAAAUAGAGCUUAAGUGGGUUUAAAGUCUUAUUUAUAAAAAGAUAUUGCCUGAGAGACAGCAGGGUGUGUGUGUGUGUGUGUGAGAGAGAGAGUGUGUGUGUGUGUCUGUUUAUUUCACUCAUGUAACACUUGUAUGGUGGUCUUUUGCAAAGAUGAUCUACUGGAAAUAGUCUGGACUGCAACCUUGUACGUAUUCUAUUUUUAAAAAAGAUUGUGUCGAUUUUUGUGAGAUUUUAAAAAGAGAUUGAGAUUUUAGAUAUUUAUGAUGCUGUAAUUUUCCUCUUAAUUUCUUUGACUCGUUUGCUUCUCUAACUCUGGUAGAGAAUAAAAUUGUGGGCCCGUCUGUGACCAAGUAUGUGUCUAAAAAAAACCCUGCAGUGUGAGUCUUCUGUCUAAAAAAAAAACCCUUCUGUUCAGCUUAUGUCUGUUUGCAUCCUUUUCAAGUAGGCCAGAGAUGUAAAACUUACUUUCACUGGUUUAACCGUCAAAUUUCUUUAUGUAGAACGUGGAGUUACACACAUUCUAUUUCCCAAUUUACACUGCAGUAAAUUAUUUACUGUGCAUGAAUAUGACCAUUAGAUGCGAUUCAUCAUCUCCGCAUUUGUAUAAAAACCCACAGCAGCAACGCAACAUUUUGACCAGGUAGGUGUGUGAAGGCAUUUCGGAUGGCAAAGC